AUGCCUCCGCGCGCGCCGCCCGCGCCAGGGCCCCGGCCGCCGCCCCGGGCCCCCGCCGCCGCCGGGGACUCGGACACCGACACGGACACGGGGGGCGCCGGCGGGCCCGGGCUCCGGCCGCUCGCGCCGCGCCCCUGGCGCUGGCUGCUGCUGCUCGCGCUGCCCGCCGCCUGCUCCGCGCCGCCGCCGCCGCGCCCCGUCUACACCAACCACUGGGCGGUGCAAGUGCUGGGCGGCCCGGCCGCGGCGGACCGCGUGGCCGCGGCGCACGGCUACCUCAACUUGGGCCAGAUCGGAAACCUGGAAGAUUACUACCACUUUUAUCAUAGCAAAACCUUUAAAAGAUCAACCUUGAGUAGCAGAGGCCCUCACACCUUCCUCAGGAUGGACCCCCAGGUGAAAUGGCUCCAACAACAAGAAGUUAAACGCAGGGUGAAGAGACAGGUGCGAAGCGACCCUCAGGCCCUUUAUUUCAACGACCCCAUUUGGUCCAACAUGUGGUACAUGCAUUGUGGCGACAAGAACAGUCGCUGCCGAUCAGAAAUGAAUGUCCAGGCGGCGUGGAAGCGGGGCUACACGGGAAAAAACGUGGUGGUCACCAUCCUGGAUGAUGGCAUAGAGCGGAAUCACCCUGACCUGGCCCCAAACUAUGAUUCCUAUGCGAGCUAUGACGUCAACGGAAACGAUUACGACCCGUCUCCGCGAUAUGAUGCCAGCAAUGAGAAUAAACACGGUACGCGCUGUGCAGGAGAGGUCGCCGCUUCAGCCAACAACUCUUACUGCAUCGUGGGCAUUGCGUACAAUGCAAGAAUCGGAGGCAUCCGCAUGCUGGACGGAGACGUGACCGACGUGGUGGAGGCCAAGUCCCUGGGCAUCAGACCCAACUACAUCGACAUUUACAGCGCGAGCUGGGGGCCGGACGACGACGGGAAGACCGUGGACGGGCCCGGCCGACUGGCCAGACAGGCCUUCGAGUACGGCAUUAAAAAGGGCCGGCAGGGCCUGGGUUCCAUUUUUGUCUGGGCGUCGGGGAACGGCGGCCGAGAGGGGGACCACUGCUCCUGCGAUGGCUACACCAACAGCAUCUACACCAUCUCCGUGAGCAGCACCACCGAGAACGGCUACAAGCCCUGGUACCUAGAGGAGUGUGCGUCCACCCUGGCCACCACCUACAGCAGCGGGGCCUUCUACGAGCGCAAAAUCGUGACCACGGAUCUGCGCCAGCGCUGCACCGAUGGCCACACCGGGACCUCAGUUUCGGCCCCCAUGGUGGCCGGCAUCAUCGCCUUGGCGCUGGAAGCAAACAGCCAGCUGACCUGGAGGGACGUCCAGCACCUGCUGGUGAAGACGUCCAGGCCGGCCCACCUCAAAGCAAAUGACUGGAAGGUGAACGGUGCUGGUCAUAAAGUUAGCCACCUCUAUGGAUUUGGCUUGGUAGACGCGGACGCCCUCGUCGUGGAGGCCAAGAAGUGGACUGCGGUGCCCCUGCAGCACAGCUGUGUCGCCGUCACAGACAAGAGGCCCAGGAGCAUCCCCGUGGUGCAGACGCUGAGGACCAGCGCCCUGACCACCGCCUGCGCCGACCACUCCGACCAGCGUGUGGGCUACCUGGAGCAUGUGGUGGCCCGAAUCACCGUCUCCCACCCACGCCGAGGGGACCUGCAGAUCCACUUGAUUUCUCCCUCAGGGACCAAGUCUCAGCUUUUGGCAAAGAGGUUGCUGGAUCAUUCCAACGAAGGCUUUACAAACUGGGAGUUCAUGACCGUGCACUGUUGGGGAGAGAAGGCCGAGGGGGAAUGGACCCUGGAAAUCCAGGACAUGCCGUCCCAGGUCCGCAACCCAGAGAAACAAGGGAAAUUGAAAGAGUGGAGCCUCAUCCUGUACGGCACGGCCCAGCACCCCUAUACCACCUUCAGCGCCCAUCAGUCUCGCUCCCGGAUGCUGGAGCUCUCGGCCCCAGAGCCAGAGCCACCCAAGGCCGCCCUGUCGCCGUCCCAGGCUGAGGUUCCCGAGGACGAAGAGGACUACACAGCUCCUCCCUCCCAUGGCUCUCCUAAUAUUUUACAGACCAGUGUGUGCCAUCCGGAGUGUGGUGACAAAGGCUGUGACGGCCCCAAUGCAGACCAGUGCUUGAACUGUGUCCACUUCAGCCUGGGGAGCGUCAAGACCAGCAGGAAGUGCGUGAACGUGUGCCCCUUGGGCUACUUUGGGGACAUGGCAGCCCGCCGCUGCCGCCGCUGCCACAAGGGAUGCGAGACCUGCUCGGGCCGGGGCCCCACCCAGUGCCUGUCUUGCCGCCGCGGGUUCUACCACCAUCAGGAGGUGAACACCUGUGUGACCUUCUGUCCCGCCGGAUUUUAUGCUGAUGAAAAUCAGAAAAACUGCCUUAAAUGCCACCCAAGCUGUAAAAAGUGCAUGGAUGAACCAGAGAAAUGUACUGUCUGUAAAGAAGGAUUCAGCCUUGCACGGGGCAGCUGCAUUCCAGACUGUGAGCCAGGCACCUACUUUGACUCUGAGCUGAUCAGGUGCGGGGAAUGCCAUCCCACCUGCCAGACCUGCGUGGGGCCCAGCAGAGAAGAGUGUAUUCACUGUGCCCCAAACUUCCACUUCCAAGACUGGAAAUGUGUGCCAGCCUGUGGCGAGGGGUUCUACCCAGAGGAGAUGCCGGGCUUGCCCCACAAAGUGUGCCGAAGGUGUGAUGAGAGCUGCUUGAGCUGUGAAGGCUCCAGCAGAAACUGCAGCCGGUGUAAGACAGGCUUCACACAGCUGGGAACCUCGUGCGUCACCAACCACACGUGCAGCAACGCCGAUGAGACCUUCUGCGAGAUGGUCAAGUCCAACCGGCUCUGCGAACGCAAGCUCUUCAUCCAGUUCUGCUGCCGCACCUGCCUCCUGGCCGGGAGCGAGGUCCUUCCGCAGCAUCUCUGGGCGCCCAGGCCAGGUGGGUGAGGGCUUCGAGGAGGUGUCAGCGAUGCCCUCUCACACCCUGCUUGCUGGCUCCGUUCUUCUGGCUAACUCACAACGGGAGUGGAACGAAUUCCAGGAAUCCACAGCUCCGGCUUCAGAGCAGCUUCUGGGACCGUAAGUUUACUGAAUCUUCGAGACCAAAGCAGAAAGGCGGGAUGCUUGGUGCGUUGCUCUUCUCCCCGUGCUUUUGGGCAGCCCGCAGACCCCUGGGCUGUGCCCCUGCGUGAUGGAGGGCUGAGGGGCAUACCUGCUCAUCUGCCUGCCACAGUCUGGGGGACGGUUUGGUCAGACUGUAAAUAAAACAGAUUUCGGGGCUUAAAACGUGCGACCGCUGGGGAUGGAGCAUCUAUUUCUACAUAAUCAGCGACUUCUGAAACUGCUGCCAUGGCUUAGAAAGUCAAAUCCCAAACGGAUGGGUUGGAGGGACCCUCCUUCCUCUGCCGCCCUUUCCUCUGAGGGAGCUGAAGGUCCCUGGUCUCUGCAUCCUGUCUGUGUCUCUGGGAGUCUCAUGGCCCAGAUGAACGGUCACCUCUGCCUAACACAGAGGGUCCCCAGGAGGCGUCCCGGGUGCUGGCCAAAAGGUGCCCCAACGACCAAGCAAUUCUUCCUACCAAAAUGUAAACCCAGCCUGUGAAUUGUUAAUUGUCUGUCGUGUCCCAUUUUGUGGAAUUGCUUUGAAAAUACAUUGGCCCUGCUUUUCAGGAGACUUGUUCUUAAGGUGGGCGCCCCUGUGUCUGUGUGUGCUAUGAGCCUAACGACACGGUUGGAUUUAUUUUUGCCAAACCUGUGUGGGUAUUUUAUAAGCUACGUGUUCUAAUUUUUACCGAUGUUAAUUAUUUUGACAAAUAUUUCAUAUAUUUUCAUUGAUAUGCACAGAUCUGCUUGAUCAAGUCCCUUUAAUAUGGGAGUAACAUUUGCCUUAAAUUUUUUCGAGCUCGUUCUCCAUUUCGUCCUGCUCCCCUCUGUGACUGUAACACGUUUGACGAGUCCCCUGUCAGCUGGGGGGGAGCCCAGCUGUUGUUUGUUGAAUCCACAACUCUGAAAAUGAAAUCCACAAAGCAAAUACAGUGUUAACCCUAAAUUAAUAAAAGAGUUAAC
Messenger RNA from Balaenoptera acutorostrata (minke whale), 4065 nucleotides. It is a transcript of the gene PCSK6, whose product is annotated as proprotein convertase subtilisin/kexin type 6. Gene Ontology annotation, molecular function: serine-type endopeptidase activity. The record is from RefSeq and is a predicted model, not a curated record. Lineage: Eukaryota; Metazoa; Chordata; Mammalia; Artiodactyla; Balaenopteridae. The transcript has 23 exons. Gene Ontology annotation, cellular component: membrane; cell surface. Gene Ontology annotation, biological process: peptide hormone processing. Bases 1 to 2949 code for a protein of 982 amino acids.